AAAGACACGAUUCACUCAACGUCUGUCUUUGCCUCUCCAGGCAGCGUUACAUCCCACCGCUGCCUGUGGCUUUUCCCCCCUUUCCACCUUUUUUUUUCCUACAGAGGGAUGCCGACUUGAGCUUCUUUUGAGAAAUCGAAGACCAAGAAUUAGCAUCUUGCUUCCAGUCCCCUUCACAACACCACACCACACCACAUCACAUCACAUCACACUGUACGCACAGAUCUCGACAAGAUGUCGUCUGAAAUCAUGGCGGCCUACUGGCAGGCGCCACCAAUGGCUAGGACAUUGGCGACGGCCAUUCUCGUUACUUCCAUCAUGGCCUAUUUUGGGCCAUUGCCGAUCAGCUGGAUCUACUUCGAUGAGAGCAGACUCUUCAAACUGCCGCCUGAGGUAUGGCGUCUUGUUACAUCUUUCCUGCUCAGCUCUCCGCAGCUGGGCAUUGUGUUGGAUCCGUACUUUGCCUAUCUGUACUUGAGCCAACUUGAAACCUCAAACCCCAAGUUCCAAAGGAAGGAAGACGUCCUUUGGUAUUUGAUUACUGUUGGUGGUUUCAUCAUUAUCGUAAACAGAAUCUUCCUGGGUGGGUAUUUUUUCCUCCAAGGAUUGAUCAUUGCGCUGUGCUACACUGCCGUUCAAGAUGCCCGCGGCGCGAAGUCGAACUUUUUCUUCUUCACGGUGCCUGCGCAGCUGAUUCCGUAUUGCAUGCUCCUCUCGUCGCUGCUCAUGAACCCCGCGGUGAUCCCUCUUCAAAUCACCGGUAUUCUUGCUGCUCACUGGCAUGACUUUAUGACCCGUCUGUGGCCCGAAUUCGGCGGCGGUUCGAGCCUGCUGCCGACGCCCGCUUUUCUGUCUCGUUUUGUCGAGACGCCGCGAGUGUUCCGCCGCGAGUACGGUACUGCCAUCCGUCCCGGUUCUGGCGCUCCGUCUACAGGUCGUACUACAGGUGCCUCCACCGGCUCGGUGCUCCCGGAUUCGUGGAGGACUCGGGGUUCAGGUCAUCGUCUGGGCGGUGAUUGAAAGUGGUUUCGCAUGAGAAGAGUUUGAAAUCAUGCGGAUAUGUGGUGGAGGGCACGGACAGAAUGGGUAGAUCGAUCCAGAUAGCAAUGAUA
Messenger RNA from Neurospora hispaniola, 1112 nucleotides. Its product is annotated as Der1-like family-domain-containing protein. Gene Ontology annotation, molecular function: misfolded protein binding; ubiquitin-specific protease binding. Bases 235 to 1020 code for a protein of 261 amino acids. The transcript is spliced from 4 exons. NCBI's taxonomy places the organism in Eukaryota, Fungi, Ascomycota, Sordariomycetes, Sordariales, Sordariaceae. Gene Ontology annotation, biological process: endoplasmic reticulum unfolded protein response. The record is from RefSeq and is a predicted model, not a curated record. Gene Ontology annotation, cellular component: endoplasmic reticulum membrane; Hrd1p ubiquitin ligase ERAD-L complex.